GCCAAAAUAGACAUGUUACAUUUUCUCUUAACUUGCAAUCUGUUUGACAUUCAGCUAUUUAACGCGACAGGAUGCAAUUUAGUUGAUACAAUGGCAGUUCCGCAUUAAUAAUCCGUUUUAACUUCAGCUGACGAUACAACCGUUGCCGACAUGCUCCUUAUUCAGUAAAUAUAAACUGUCAAAAACUAGAUACCAUACAUACUUCGAUAAAUCCACCAUUAUAUUCCAGUUAUAUGGUUUAUAUACGUGCGCUCAGUAAGUGAAUGCAUUGUCCGACUGUCCUGGAAGGCAUCACAAGGUCAUACAUGCAGCCGGACCCCUAGCCUGCGCUUUGUACACCCCCUUGAGUCAGUGUCCUUCCAGUAGGUGGAGGCUCUUCCUCCCCUAGGCUCCGUUUCUACUCACGGCCCCCUUCAACCCCAGAGUUCCCUAUGUUAACCCUCAUGAGCAUGUUUUACUAUAUUUGUCUGCGGCGCCGCUCCAGGAGUGGGACUCGAGGGGAGGCACUGACCAGUCGGCGGGCCGUGGAGUCGGGCCAGCGGGCGGUGUUGCCGGUCAGUGUUGAGGUGGAGCAGUAUGCCAAGGAGGUUCUGGACUUCAGCUCCCACUAUGGCAGUGAGAAUAGCAUGUCGUACACCAUGUGGAACCUGGCCGGGGUCCCCAACGUCUACCCCAGCUCAGGGGACUUCACUCAGACGGCUGUAUUCAGAGCCUAUGGGAAGUGGUGGGAACAAUGUGCCAGCGCUCCACCACCUUUUCGCCGCACACCCAAAGGUUUCCACAGCCAGGAUUAUAUUGAACUGGGCUUUGAGGAGCCUGUCUACCCUACAGCAGUGGAUGUGCUUGAGACUUAUUACCCUGGAGCCAUCGUCCAAAUUAUGGCCUGCUCUCACAACCCCUUCUCCCAGAAUCCACCGACUGAUGUCAGAUGGGAGGUGCUGUGGUCAGGGGAGCCCACCAAGGUGCUGACCCCCCAGGCCCGCCAGUUUUCCCCCAACAUCAAGCACAUCAACUUCCCUACCAACCUGCUGCGAAUAGAGGUCAACAGCUCUCUGCUGGACUACUACACGGAGCUGGACGCUGUCAUCCUGCGGGGGGUGAAAGAGAGGCCCAUGCUGGCCCGCUAUAAGAUGCCCAUCAUCGAUAUUAACGACCUGAGUGACAGCGAGGAGGAGCUGUCUGAUCUGGGAGGUCCAUUCAGACAAGGAGGGGAGGCCAAGAGGACAGGCAAUGGCUACUUUGACAAACUGCCUUAUGAGCUCAUCCAGCUGAUUCUGAGCCACCUGACCCUGCCGGACCUCUGCCGUCUGGCCCAGAGCUGUAAGCUGCUGCACCAGCACUGCUGCGACCCGCUGCAGUACACCCAGCUGAGCCUGCAGCCCUACUGGGGCCGGCUGACUGACGUCUCCCUGGGACACCUGCAGAGCCGCUGCACUCUCCUCCAGAGGCUCAACCUGUCCUGGAUCGGCAACCGCGGAGCUCUCACCCUGACCGGCUUCAGCAGCUUCAUGAAGGCCUGCGGUCAGAGCCUGGGCUCCCUGGAGCUGUCGUGCUGCCACUUCCUGAACGAGCCCUGCCUGGAGGUCAUCUCUCAGACGUGUCCCGGGCUGCAGGAGCUCAACCUGUCCUCCUGCGACCGCCUCCAACCGCAGGCCUUCACACACAUCUCCAAACUGACACGCCUCCGCAGGCUGGUGCUCUACCGGACCAAGAUAGAGCAAACGGCUAUUCUGAGCGUCCUGACUUUCUGCACAGAGCUGAGACACCUCAACCUAGGGAGCUGUGUGAGGAUCGAUGACUAUGACGUUGUGGCCAGCAUGCUGGCUGCCCGCUGCUAUUCACUCCGCUCUCUGGACCUGUGGCGCUGCAGGAACCUGACGGACCGAGGCCUGGCCGAGCUCGUGACCGGCUGCAGGAUGCUGGAGGAGCUGGACCUGGGCUGGUGUCCCACCCUGCAGAGCAGCACCGGAUGCUUCCAGCACCUCGCCCGCAACUUGCCCCGCCUGCGCAAACUCUUCCUCACCGCCAACCGCACCGUCUGCGACUCAGACGUAGAGGAGCUGGCGGCCAGCUGCCCCUCCCUGCAGCACCUCGACAUACUGGGCACACGGUUGGUGAGUCCCGCCUCGCUGAAGAAGCUCCUCCAGGCCUGUCCUCGGCUCCUCCUGCUGGACUUGUCCUUCUGUUCGCAGAUAGACAUGCGGGUGGUCCAGGAGCUCUCCGGCCUCUUCCCCAACGUGGCCAUCAAGAAGAGCUUCACUCAGUGACCCCCGCCGCGCCUCAUUCUCCACAGUCCAGAGGAAGUAAAGCAGGAGCGUUCUCUGAAGCAAACACUGCCCCAAAGUGAAUAAGAGGCAGGUCAGAUGCUGUCAGAGAUGACUGACCUCUCUGCGUCUGACAAGAUCUUCUGUUAGCGCUCGGUAAACAGAGCAGUUGUACCGGGUGAGGAGGUCCUUCAGAUUAACUGGCUGUACGGAAACGACUUCUCACAGGAAUAGCCAACGUGAGACUUUUUAGUUGUUAUUUUUUUUGGACACUUGAAAUCAGGGUUGUUGCAGUAAAGCUGCUUCUUCUUCCCAGAAUCUGAAUCACCACUUGCCAAGCAACAGAAGGCAAGGAAAUAUGCCUUGGUAUCGGAUUCAAAACAUGUGUCGUCCCUUGAACAUCUUGUUAAGACAACAACAAGGGACAAUAAACAAAAAGUGUGAAACAAACCCUUAUUGGAAACAGUUAGAAAGGCUGCAGUAAGAUUUAGCAGUUACAUAUUUGUGUUAGAUGGUAACCUACUUUAAGAUCAGGGCUUUGUAAUGUGCAGUAAUCAUGCUGUUUGCUUUAAUGCAUCCUUCUGCAGGCAUCUGUCAAGCCACUUUGAUUUCAUUAUAUUAGACUAUACGUGAUGCUGUUGGGUUCUAAGGUAUCAGGAGCUUUACAGGUGAAACGCAGCCUUAUUUCACAUCGUUUGAAUGGUGGAAACCUUAAUGCAAGUAUCACAAGUUAUUUUUGUUGCUGCAGAAUCACAAAUAUCUCAUGUUGAAAAGUAACACACCGUCACCGACAACAUGAUUAAUCAAAAACAUGCAUGACAACUUGAAAAAAAGCAGUCAGCUAAAUAUUUAUUUUAUUUUAAACACACGCAGAAGAAGAAAAAUAAAACACCCUUUGCAGGAAAAGACAGAGCGACAAAAGCAUUGAACACAAAUGCACAGUUCAAAACCAAAAGAUAUAUGCUUACAAGGAUAUCAAAUAUCAAAUAAUAAGCACAAAGAUCUGACCAGGCCAAAGUUAUUGGAUUAAUAAUUGUUUAUGUCUUAUGUCAAGCAGAUCAUGCUUUGUGUUAGGUAAUCAUUUUGCCAUUUUUAGGGGAAUAAAGAGUUAGUUUUGUCUUCUGAUAGUUCACUAAUUCACUGGAUUCCCAAUGCUCUCAUGAUGUCGCUAGCUUCCUGUCGUCUCUCACACUCACUGCUGUCUGACUGCUGAUGUAUCGACCAACCAAAAUGAAGCUCCAGGAUGGAAGGAGCACUGUAGACUAAGUUGAGGAUGUUAUGUUAAACAGUGAAAGCACUCUGUGUGACCUCCAGUAUUUUUCCUGAAACUCAGGGGUUAUAAUAUUUUAUUUGGUUUUAAUUUGUUUUACACACAUUUUUCUCUGAAAACCAGCACAACAGACAUCUUAAUAACGCCAGAGUUAGUCAUCAGUGUUUCUCUUAAACAACACACACACAUGAUGUAACAUGAUAUCUUAUUUUGGGUUUGGAAUGUCACAGUAAUUGUAUGAUUGUGAGAUAUACUGCUGUCCCUGAGUAUUUCAUUUUUGUAAUAUAUGAAGCCACAGUUGCAAUGUGGCAGGCGUGCUUGAAAAGCAUUUUAUUAUUUAAUUUUUAAGUUGGAGUUUUCUUUUAAGCACAUGCUUCUAGUCAAUAUGUGUGCCUUAUGCUCCUGUUUGAAUGUGGUGUCCCUAUGGUUACAUUGUAAUUAAACGCUUUGCUUUUAUGCCCUUCAACCAAAGUAAUAUGCAGAAAGCUGGUCUUUAAGUUUGAAUGCCAUAUACUGUCAUGGUUAUUAAUAUGCAAAAUAAUGUUUAUUUAUACUUUCCUGUAUUAUAAAAGGUUAUCCCUAUAUACAAAAAUACAGUGCUUUUUUUCGUUUUUCCUAGCCAAGCUUAGAAAAAAAUCAGUUGUACCCCAUUAGCCUAGCUUAGCAUGAACACUCAAACAUUGGAAGCGGAGGCAACCGAAUUGUUAGCCUAGCACCGUAAAAAAAAAAGGCUUUUCAACAAGACCAAAGUGGUCUUUUAUCCUGUUUACAGAGAAAUGCUAAAAGUUAUGAAUGGUUAGCCUAAGAGCAUUAUUUCUCAAAGUACUGUGGAAGUGACGGCAUCACAGAACAAUUUUUUCUUAAUAUUGGGCCAGAGAACACAGAAUUCUACAGUAAUCAAAACACAAAGAUAUGUUAGUGACGAGGGCUGUACCAAAUGCGUCUUAUUUUGGCAGGGAAUUUGAUAAACCUGAACUUUAAGCAUUUGACAUAAAACAGGUUUUUUAAAGGCUAAUUAAGAUAUUUUUUAAGUUAAUAACUUUGGAUGUCUGUAUCCAGCCGCACAAAUUAUGCUAAACUAGGCUAAUCCUCCAGAUUGAUCAUUCGUAUUAAUAUCAAUUUACCUACUUUAAUUAUGGCUUUGCUGUGCAACCCAAACAUGCCGAAAUGAGGCUUGCAUUUAUGUUGAAAUGUAUAUAUUUUUCAGUCUGAGUUGUGUUUGAACAAAAUGGGGAUGAUAAUGACUGGAUUAUGGCUGGUUGAGUGGAAAGCCGAACAUUACACAUUGGCCUGUCCUUACAAAAUCCAUUGCAAUUAUAUUCAAUCUCAACAAUAUAUAAUGAUCUUUCCUUCACCAAUCACCUAUAGCAUUAGGAGUCCUGACAGUGUUUAGUGUACAGCCACUUUCAGCAGCAGCAUUUAUUAGUUCAUACAGACUCUUUUUUCACUCUCAUGGCCAAUGUUUGACCAAUGAAGAAGUAUGGUUCUAAUGCUCUUUCAGUUCCCUUCUUGGUAGUGGGAUGGCCCUGAUUUUCUGUGAUGAAUAUGCAUCUCUCUUGUCCCACUGGUAGUGCGAUGCUCCUUUGUGCCAUUGGUUUGACGGACAGCGAAGCUCCCUGUGCUGCAUUGUGGAAGACACUGUUGUGUGAAAAGAUUGUGCCUCUUUCAUGAUGAAACUGGGUGCUUGACUUUCACCAGACUUUAAAUAAACUAAAAGAAUGAUGA
This is a messenger RNA of Gymnodraco acuticeps, 5259 nucleotides long. It is a transcript of the gene fbxl4, whose product is annotated as F-box and leucine-rich repeat protein 4. Lineage: Eukaryota; Metazoa; Chordata; Actinopteri; Perciformes; Bathydraconidae. Gene Ontology annotation, biological process: SCF-dependent proteasomal ubiquitin-dependent protein catabolic process. Gene Ontology annotation, cellular component: SCF ubiquitin ligase complex. Gene Ontology annotation, molecular function: protein binding. The coding region runs from base 432 to 2267 and encodes 611 amino acids. The record is from RefSeq and is a predicted model, not a curated record. The transcript has 9 exons.